AUGGGUGUCAAAGGUUUCGUAGAAGGAGGCAUCGCUUCCAUCAUCGCGGGAUGUUCCACCCAUCCACUUGAUUUAAUCAAGGUCCGCAUGCAGCUCCAGGGAGAAACCAACGCUCCCAAACCGGUUCACAACCUCCGACCCGCACUCGCCUUCCAAACCGGGUCAAACAUCCAUGUGGCAGCGGUUGCGCAGCCCCGCGUGGGCCCCAUCGCGGUCGGCGUCCGCCUCGUCCAGCAAGAAGGCGUUGCCGCCCUCUUCUCCGGCGUCUCCGCCACCGUCCUCCGCCAGACGCUCUACUCCACCACUCGCAUGGGCCUCUACGACGUCCUUAAGACCAAGUGGACCGACCCCGCCUCCGGCACCAUGCCUCUCGGCCGGAAGAUCGGGGCUGGUCUCAUCGCCGGCGGCAUCGGUGCCGCCAUCGGGAACCCUGCCGACGUCGCCAUGGUCAGAAUGCAGGCCGACGGGCGACUCCCGCCGGCGCAGCGGCGCAACUACAAGUCUGUCGUCGAUGCCAUUAUGCGAAUGGCACGGCAAGAGGGCGUUACUAGUCUGUGGAGAGGCUCAUCGCUUACGGUGAACCGCGCCAUGCUCGUGACCGCGUCGCAGCUCGCGUCGUACGACCAGUUCAAAGAGAUGAUUCUGGAGAGGGGCGUGAUGCGCGACGGGCUCGGGACCCACGUCACGGCGAGCUUCGCGGCGGGUUUCGUGGCGGCUGUGGCGUCGAACCCCGUGGACGUGAUCAAGACCAGAGUGAUGAACAUGAGGGUGGAGCCCGGGCAGACGCCACCCUACGCCGGCGCGUUGGAUUGUGCUCUGAAGACUGUGCGCGCGGAGGGACCCAUGGCUCUCUACAAGGGUUUCAUUCCCACGAUCUCGAGGCAGGGACCCUUCACUGUUGUGCUGUUCGUGACGCUGGAACAGGUUCGCAAGUUGCUUAAGGAUUUUUGA
This is a messenger RNA of Sphenostylis stenocarpa, 951 nucleotides long. Lineage: Eukaryota; Viridiplantae; Streptophyta; Magnoliopsida; Fabales; Fabaceae. The record is from the annotation of a GenBank genome assembly.